AUGGGCGGGAUCGAAGCUAAGCCUUCCAAAAAGGAAGUGGUUCCUAAAGAAAGAUGGACGAGCUGGACAACCCAACGAAGCCGUCUUCAUAAGCACACCUCAUAUGAUUUUCUAGGCAAGAAACAUCAAAUCUGUACUCUCUCCCAUUACCGUAUUUCUUAUGAGGCACUGCGCAUUUCCCACAAGCAUCUUACCUUACCAGGUUUUGUCGAAAGUCGCCAAACUUUCGAAAUGAAGGUCUUUGUUCUCAUCAUGCUGAUGGUUCUCAUGGCCGCUCUGCUGACUGACGCAGUAGACGGCAAAGGCCGCGGAGUAAGCCGCGGGGUAAGCCGCGGAGUAAGCCGUGGAGUAACCCGUGGAGCAAGCCGCGGAAAAAGCAGCGGAGGAGUCCCCGGAAAAUCCGGGAAAAGGAGCAAACCAAAACGCAGGGGAGGACCCAAACGCUUGUUUGGCUUUGGCCAAGCAGAUGAUGAUGAAGAGUAUUCGGGGCAGAGGGAGGAUGAUGAUGGAAAGACAGACGAUGAAAUUACAAAGAGACCACGUGGAUGUCCACCAUGUCCAAAACCUGAUUAUGGUGCGAUCAGAAAGUUAAUUUGCACAUGGUGAAGUAAAUGAAUUGUGUGGAUGCGAAGAAAUAAAUAUUAUCGUGCACUC
Messenger RNA from Cylicocyclus nassatus, 654 nucleotides. The record is from the annotation of a GenBank genome assembly. NCBI's taxonomy places the organism in Eukaryota, Metazoa, Nematoda, Chromadorea, Rhabditida, Strongylidae.